Raphanus sativus (radish) is the source of this 900-nucleotide messenger RNA. RefSeq names its product protein FATTY ACID EXPORT 1, chloroplastic. The transcript is spliced from 6 exons. Bases 86 to 766 code for a protein of 226 amino acids. Gene Ontology annotation, cellular component: membrane. The record is from RefSeq and is a predicted model, not a curated record. Lineage: Eukaryota; Viridiplantae; Streptophyta; Magnoliopsida; Brassicales; Brassicaceae.
UAAACGCCGGCUGAAUCAAAAAUCAACCACUUCCUCUCUCGUGUUGUUGACCACUCCUCCACUUUGCAGUCUCAGAUCUCGAAAAAUGGCAGCGAAAAUCUCUCAGCUUGCUUGUCUCUCCUCCACCCAUCGCCAAUUCCGAAUCCAGAACCGAUCGUUUCCGGGACUUAGGUUCCGUCCGGAGUCUUUUGUAGUUAGAAGCGUCGAUGGGAACAGCUCAGAAACAACACCAGCUUCUUCUCUCAGCUAUACAGCUGAGGUUUCUAAACCUUUCGUUGUGAAAACAUCCAACUCCACAGUGGAUGAAUCUGCUACGGGUAAAGAGAUUAUCUCAGAGCCAGUAGAGGAACAUGUUGCCCCAACACAGCCUAAAAGAGCAGCAAAGAUCCAUGACUUCUGUUUUGGCAUUCCUUAUGGUGGUCUGGUUAUGAGUGGAGGAUUGCUUGGAUUUGCGUUUUCAAGAAAUCUUACAAGUUUAAGUACUGGAGUCCUCUAUGGUGGUGGCCUUCUUGCUCUUAGUACAUUGAGCAUGAAGAUUUGGCGACAGGGAAAAUCUAGUUUCCCUUACAUACUAGGUCAAGCAGUGCUUUCAGCUGUCGUCUUCUGGAAGAACUUCACAGCUUACUCUAUGACUAAGAAGCUGUUUCCUGCCGGGCUAUUUGCUGUUGUCAGUGCUGCCAUGUUGUGUUUCUAUUCCUAUGUGGUGCUCUCCGGUGGAAACCCAGCUCCAAAGAAACUGAAACCAUCUUCUAGUCCUUCAUACUGAAGAAACUUAACAUAGGGAUCUUCUCUCUUCUCUCUUUUGAUGGUGUGGUUGGAUUCCUGAUGUAAUCUUAUUAUACUUUUGAGAAGCAACAACUUUUGCAUGUGUCAUUAUUAAAAUUUUGUUUACUGGUAACA